Plodia interpunctella (Indianmeal moth) is the source of this 7398-nucleotide messenger RNA. RefSeq lists its product as uncharacterized. NCBI's taxonomy places the organism in Eukaryota, Metazoa, Arthropoda, Insecta, Lepidoptera, Pyralidae. The record is from RefSeq and is a predicted model, not a curated record. The coding region runs from base 443 to 6415 and encodes 1990 amino acids. The transcript has 5 exons.
GACGCCGUCAUUGUUAUCAGGUUCCGGUUUGAAAAAUGAACUUCUUUUUGAGAUUAUUAAUUUUCAGUCUAUUUAUAAAUAUAAACUGAAAAAGGGAAUUAUUAUAAAAAAUAAUUUUUCAAAUUAAAAUACUAGAGUUGUCAAUAGUAAAAAGUGUUUUCAUUUAUUAAGUAAUUUUCAGUGCUGCCACAAGAGCGGACGAAGAAGUAAUUUCGUACGCAAUCGGUGAUAUUUACAAUUAUUAUUUUGCUACUGUUUUGACAAAUAAUAAGCUGAAUCUUAAUUUUUUUGAUUCAUAUUUUCGUUUAAAUUGUGGAAAACUAUAAAGUAAUGCAACCUCUAAGAAGAAAAUGAACAAAAUGUUAUUGUAAUUGUUAAAGUCGGCAUAGUGGCUAUAGUUGUCAAAAUAUGGUCGUACGUUUUGGCUGAACAGAUAGUGGUGAUGUGUGAGCAAACUGAAACGAAUUAUUUGGAUGGGGAUGUAGUAUGGGUGAAGUUGGGUUCAUGCUGGUGGCCCGGCGAGGUGGUGGGCCCUGAUAAGCUUCCAGCAGAUGUACUGCCAUCAUUUCGGAAACCACCUAUAGCUGUGGUUAAAUUCUACCAAGAGGAUACAUAUGAAUAUGUCAAGAAUACUAAUUUAAUCUACAGAUACAAUUGCAGUCGUAAAAAUGAAUUUAUCAAUAAGGGUUUGUACAUGUACCGAACGAAGCAUGGACAUAUGGAGAAGUUUCCUGAAGAUGUUAUCAGAGCAGAGACAGCAGUGGGUGGUGACAUAGAGAUCCUAACGAGGGAUGAAUUCCAAGAGAUUAAGAAGGAGAGUUAUGCUGGGCUCUUUGGUGAUUCUGCUAAGAAAACACCAGGCUCUACAAAAAGAGGUAAAGGCAGGCCAAGACUCUCAUCGGAAUCUUCAAGGACUCCUAUUAGGAAGCUAAGAGAAAAAACAGAUUAUAAAGUUCAUAUUCUGGUACAAGGAUCAAAUACACCCUCCAGCCAAACUGCAGAGCCUCCGGCAACGACUUCUACUAGCGGCGUCGAGUCUGAAGUUACAGAACAGAAACAAUCAAAUGAGGAGCAACGUCAACUUGAAACAAAACCUUCUCCACAGGUGCCAUUCACCCCUGUGCCCUCAAGUACUGGUGGAACAUAUUCUUGUCAUGCUUGUUCGUUCUCCACCACGCGUCUUAAUGUUCUAAUUAUGCAUAACAAAACACAUAGUAUUGGCUUCACACCUUACACACCAUCGCCAGUAAGGAAAAAACCUGUAAAAUCUACUCCUAAGUCAACACCGACGUCGUCCAAGACACCGAAAGUGAAACGGCCGCGUAAGGAAAAAUUGGAACCAAGUUCUAAGAAAUCCCAAGCUAAAAAACGCACAUCUGAUGACGGCAAUAAUUCAGUUAUAGAAGUUAAAAAAGCCAAAACUGAUGAAGAAAUAAAGAGUAGUCUAUUAGCUGAUUGGGACGACGUAGAUGAUGAAGGGUCUAAUGAUGAUUCUUCAGCAAUGGUAAUGGCGGGAUCACCUGAAGUAGCUGUUGCGGCCGAGUCGCCUGCAGUGCCAACCCCAGCCGAGUUGCCGAGUGCUCAAGUACCAGGAGACAUAUCACCCCAACCAGACAAAAAGUCCGACGAUAUGACGAGUGAAAAAAUGGAGCCUUCAAGUGAUUCUAAAUAUGAGUUUUGUGAAGAUGAAGACUGGUCACUUGAAACUGACGCUGGCCGAAAAAUUCCACGCGUUACAAAUCCAUCUAAACGAAAAGAAGAUGCGAAGAGUCUCAGCCUAGAAGACGACGAUGUUGCGAGAGAAGUUGCAGAGUUAUUAAACAAAACAACGCUGCCUGAACUGCCAUCUGUACCAGAACCUUUAAAAGUAGAGGAAAAUUUUCCUGAGCCUUCUAUCGUAAAAUCUCCAGACAAAAACCCAGAAGUAUCAUCACCUGAACCUUCAAAGAGUUUAGAAAAGGUGGCAAUUGAACUUCCACCCACAAAAGCAAUUUUUAAGACUAAAACAUUUUUUCGUAGCCGACACUCAAGAAGUCAAGAUGCCAUUGGGAAGUAUGUGGCAGAACAACUAAAUGCUGUUGAAAGAAUGGAUAUGUCUGAAGGUGAAAUUAAUGGAUCUGAUGCAGUUUCAUCCCCUGAAGCGAGAGAUUCGCCUCCUAUUGAACCUGUAAAAGUUGCCAAAUUGGCACCAAAAAUACAACUUAAGAAAAUGAAAGCUGAAGCGGCGCAGUUACGAGAAAAAGAGAAGAACAAAGAACAGGAAGAUGCUAUAAACAGAGAAUUAGAAGAUCCAGCUUCAUCUAUCCCAAAUGUUGCUACUAAUAAAGAGAAUACUGAAGAAAAUAUAUCACGAGAAAAUACCGCAGAAAAUAAUGACCAACAUUCUGAAAUAGACAAUGAGAAAAUACUUUUACCAAAACCUAUUCAAGAUGUUUUAUAUCCCACUCAAGAAAUAAAACCAGUUAACGAAGAAACUUCUAUUGAUAAAAGUUGCAGCAUUAAUCAUGAAAAUAAUAAGGAAAACGUAAAAGAGACCAUAUCUCAAAAUAUAACAGAAACGAAAGAUACAUUCGUAGAUAGUGAAGUUGAUAAUAUUGUAACAAAUUUAGUAAAAGAUGAUAUUGUCAACGAGCAUCAAAUAACUGAUGAUACACCACAAGAGCAACCUGUUGAACCGUAUAUGAAUGAGUCUACCGCGUCCGCAGUUGAUGCUUUAUUGAGCGUGUCUAGAGAUACUGACAGAGUUACUAGGGUUAUCAGUGAUGAUCCUCCGGAAGAUUUAUUCGAAGACGACAAUAAAGAUAGCAUUUCUAAUAACACUGUCAAUGGAUUCAAUGAAAAUUUAGAUGAUAACACGGCCACCAAAAACAUCGACCCGGAAGAAAAUAUGCAAGUAGAUAUAAGUAGAGGUUUACAAAUCGAUUUUAAUGAAGAUGAAAAUCUUGACGAUAAAAAAAUUAAUGACAUUGUUAUAAAUAAUGAACCUAGUUCAAACAAAGACGAUGAACAACUGAUGGAAAUACCCAUGAAGGUAAACACUGAAAAUAUUCCAUCUGAAUCUGAUCUUCAGAUUGCAGAAACUCUUUUAAAUCUGCCAUCAACAGCUAUACAAAGUAAAGCUAUAGUUGACCCCCAAGCAGAUGUCGAUGUACAAUCAAACAUUGAAUCAGAAACAAGUGCUGAAAUAAUAGAAACCCAAGAACCUAUGGAAGUAGAUAGUCAGGUUUAUGAUAUACCAGAACAUAGCAAGAUAUUAGAUGUACCAAGUAAAGUAGAAACUAUUUUCAAUAACGAUAAUGUUAAUAUACAUAUUGAAACAGAGCAAGAGAAAACGGAAAAUGCAUUGACUGCCGCUCAAUCGUUAGUGCAGAUGUCUGAAUCUGUAGAUCAUAAAAUGAAUAUUGUAGAGCCAAAAAUAGUUACUAAUAACGAAAUACCACUUUCGGGAACAUACAAAACAAAACGCAAAAAUGGAAUAGACAAAGUAGAACAAAGUGUAGAGCAAAAAAUAUCUUUAUUGUCUACUGAUAAUACAAACGAACCGGUAACUACAAAGUCAGCAAGAAAAUUUGAAACAACAUCGUCUAAACUGUUGAAAAUGUUAGAAGAACCUAUCCCAGCAAAAGUGGUGAUCCCCAAAGCUACAACCACUACUAAAAAACAAAUAAUAAUACCGGGGAAAGAAAAGAUUCUAAAUUUCGAUGUUGCUAAAUCACUAUCGGGAAAAAGUCAGUCUCCAGUAAUCAUUCGGCGUGCAGCUGCUAACAAAGCCAUGCUUAACAACUUAGGUGAAAUUACUGCAGACAAAAUUAUUCUUUCUCGAAACAAGAAACCUCAGGAUGGCUCUUCAAUUCAAACUUAUACAAUGCAAGCCGCAACGGAGGCUCCCUCGGAAUCUAACACAAUCACUAUAAUACAACAGAAAAUAAGAAAGGUACCGAAAACACCCACAAAAUUACAAAAAGCCAAAUUUCAGACAAACUCCAAAUCUCUCGUAAAUCCACAACCUGAACCUAAAAUAUUAAACGAAACUUCCAGCGACGACGCUAUGUUUGACAUUAACUCGAUGCCCAUUGUUUUGUCCGACGAUCUAUUGACGCCGGAAAGCAUCGAAAAAAUGCCUAUUGUUAUGUCCGACGGCAACCUCAUCACAAAUACUCUCAACCCGCCUAAAUUAGUCAAAACAAAAGCUGUUAUGGAAACCGAGAAAAUUUCAGUUACUACAGGGCCGAGCAAGCCCGAAGUGAAGACGUUACUGAUGAAUCCAGUUUCCGAAGGGAACAAAAUUAUAACCCCUAAUAUUUUGUCAAAAUCGUCAAAAAUACGCGGUGGUGCUAAACCUAUGUUAGUUAUCGAUAAGGCUACAGGAAAUAAGAAAAUUAUUGUAACGAAAGCGGAGCCGCCCGUUAAAGAAAUUAAGCAAGCGCCUACUAUAUUACAGCAGGUGACUCAAAGUACAGGGAAAGCUGAGAAGUUUAUUCUGUUGCCGACGGCCAGCUCACCGCGGCCCGGCCGGACGCAGAAGAUUGUCAUCGACCCUCAAACGGGGAAAGCGCACGUGUUGGUGUCCAAGGGCCCGGAACCGGCGCUGGCGGUCCCCGAGAACAAGCCGGUGUCGGCCAAGCUGAUCCCGUCGUCCUCGGACAGCAGCGCCGGCAACACCGUCAUGAUCAUCACCAAUGCUCAGGGCGCGCAGUCCAGGAUAGUCCUCACACCCGAACAUGAGAAAAUUCUGUUUCCUAACAAGCAGCCGAAUGUGACACAACUGAAAGCUAUAACUCAAAGAGCAACGCCCGGUUCAGCGCAGAAGACUAUCCUCAGUACUGGGACAACUGUGAAAGCUCAAACGAAACUAGUACCUAAGCAAAAGAGUACUAUAAUCACUUCUAAGGGCCAAUUGAUCGUCGGCGGGCGCGUGGCUGGAACCGCGCAGAGUAUAUCCGCCAUGCCAGAAAUACGCCCUAGCCCAAAACGGAUUAUUGCCGCCGAACCAAAAAAAGUAAUUCAAGCCAUUCAGAAACCUGCCUCUGAACCUUUAAUAUUUUUGCAACAAAAAUCGGGUGCCGUGGUGCAAUUGACGCCCUCACAAUUUGAGCAUUUCAAAAGAACCGGCCAAAUAGUUCAGAAAACACCAGUGGUCGCGGAAAACAAGGUUAUAGUUCAGAAGACUAAAAUUCAUUCGAACGAACCGGUCGCUAACCUUGCACCUAAGCCUAGAAUAAGGAAAACCACAGUCGAGUCGCCGACGCCCGUCAAAAAAUUGAAGCAGGAGAUAGCUAUCACUCCUGCGCUAGCGCCUGCACCCUCUCCCGCCCCUGCCCCCUUAUCCGCUCCCGUGCCGGCGCUGGCCGCACUCUCCAGCACCAGCAACCCCGCGUCCCUACUGCAGUCUGUGCACACCGCCACCGUCACCCCCGCGACCUCCUCCACAUUCCCUGACCUGGAUAACUUUGAGGAACUGUUGCCGUCCACCGCAAUAGUGCGGGCGACGGAGCCGCCGCGGGUGGAAGUGCCGGCGCCGGCACCGCCCAAACCGGAAGCGGCUGCGCCGCAGGAAGCGCCCGCUCCCGCCCCUCUCUCCGAUGGACAGUUGCUGGCGGUACCCGGAGAGCAUUUUGGAGGACCACCGGGCUCCUUCUACCUUUGCGUAGAAGAUAAUGGAACGCUCACGCCGAUCGACAACCGGCCUUUGGUUCUGGAAAACAACCAGCUGGUCCCGAUGGCGGUGGAGCUGGCGCCGCAGCCGGAGCGGCGCGACAUCCUGGAGGCGGCGCUGGCCAACAGCGACGUGUUCCACGCGGAGCCGCCGCGCGACGACGCGCCCGACUUCCGCGACCUCAACGCCAACGUGUCCGUGCACUGCCGCGUGUCCGAGACCAGCACUACUCUGAACCAGCCCAUCAUGACGCCGGUCGAGGUGCCCUCCAAGGGCGAGGGCGAGCCCGCAGUGCCGUCCACCCUGGAGGACGGGCUGGCGGUGAUCGGCGUGACUCCUCACUCGGUGCCGACGUCCCUCGAGCUGCCGAUCACCGUGACCGACCCGAGGAUAGCGCCGAAGACCACCGACCCUCUGAGCGGGACGAACUAUAGUGCGACUCUCCUACCGUCGCCGAAUACGGAGAUGUACGUGUCCACCGAGGAGGUGGAGGCGCCGGCGGGCCCCAUCUCGAUGCCGCUGCUGACCGACGAGGAGGCCGUGGGGAAGUCGAUGCCGAUCCUGACGGAGGAGGCGGCGGAGCGCACGGCGUCGUCGCUGUCGUCGGCGUCGUCGCUGGAGGUGCGCGAGGCGGAGGAAGACGGGCCGUGGUCGCGGCGGCUGCUGACGCCCGGCUCUGACACCUCCGAAACUUCCGCUGAGAUCCCUCUGCAGCCCUCUAUCCAGCUCUCGGUCGAUGACCUUUCGCGGAACAGUUAAACUUCUAUCAUUGUAUCAUCAAAUAAGGAGUCUACUCACUGAGCGCGGUGCGGUUUGGCACAACACAAUGCGGCUAACGAAUUUUGUAUGUUGAACAUGGGACUUGACUCAUUAACAAUUUAUUCUCCAAACCGCUUCAGGAGAUUGGUACCCCUAACGCCGGAGAUGUGUGACAUUCCGCCUUAAAUUUUCUAUAUCGACGCCCGUAAUGUCUUGGUAAAAUAAUAGCGCAUAUUUUCUGCCUCACACAUUUCUGGUUGGACUUUACUUCGCAUUAUUAAUAUUUCAUGAAAAUUUUAUUUAUUGAUAUAGGCUUUGAAGUAAUUUUUUACAUUUUAAUGUGCAAUGGAUUAAGUUUUAUCAUUUGUUCGUGAUGGAUCUUUGGAAGACGUUAUUAUGUGACGAUUGACUCGUUGAAUCUGAAUAAUUUGUUUUUGCGGCAUUCUGUUGCUGUCGUGUUAAAGUUAAGAAAGUGAGCUUGUGUGCGUUUGAAACGCGCACGUAUAAAUGUACAUAGUCUAAACUCAAUGAUUUGUACUAUGUCUUAUAUUUCUACUUCUUUGUAAUAGGUAAAAAUACCUAAUGCAUUAUUGCAUAAAAUAUACAGAAUUACAAUUUGUAAAUUUCAAUUUGAAUUAUGAUAUUGUUGGAUCGUGUCUGUAAUAUAUGAAAGUUAGGUAUAAGAUAUUUUUAUAAUGUGUAGAGAUGUGACUGGCGUGCACUGGUCGUGUGCCCAGCGCGUGAGAAGGACUUAAGUCCGUGGGACUAAAGGGACUCGAGACUUGGUUAUGUAUAAUGAAUGACUUAUAUCAUAAUGUAGCAGUAAUGUUAAGUACAAUAUUGUUGAGGUAACUUUAAACAUAUGUCUAAGGAGCAUAUUGGUUUGUUUUGAGUGAACUAUGUCAGAAUCUAGAUCGGACUAUGAAAAUGGAGUCUUAGUAAUUAACUUCUGUGUAGUUUUAAUAAAAUAAAUUUUAAUCAAA